GGUUUCGUUUGCCUGUGUGGGUGGAGCUGGGGGGGCGUGGCUUCGCAGCGGGGCGGGGUUUGGUCGCCUGAGGGCGGGACUUUGCCGUCGGCAGGACGCAACCCGGAAGCGGAGACGGAGAUAGCUACUUGGAAGAAAAAAAAGAGGCUAUGUUCAGCUUCUUCCGAAAAAGUCAAGAUUCAAAGAAGGUUACAGCUCCAGAGAGAGAAGCAGAUGGAUUUGUUAUUGUGGGUGAAACAAAUGAUGAUCAAAGUAGAGAGUCAAAGGAUAAAACUUCAUUUCCGGAGACCAGACCAAAGUAUAACCAACCUUCACAGAUAAAUACAGGGCACCGAUCGCAGUUGCCUGUAUCAAGCGCAGAGGUGGGAAGUGAAAGGAAUCAAAAUUUGGAAAGCAGCCCUUUCAUGUCAGAUCUCCUGAGUGAUGUACCCUUUGCCCUAGCACCACAUGUGUUAGCAGUACAGGGCACCCGUAAUGAUGUUCCUGACCGAUUGCUCACCUACGACAUCAAUGAUAAUUUAUCAAGAUUUUGGUAUGACUUUACGCUUGAAAAUUCAGUGCUUUGUGAUCUGUAAUGUUUUCUUUAUUUUUAUUGUCUAUGUCAAGGAAGAAGUCUUGAGGUGAAGAUAAAGACCUAAUUUAAUUAACUUAAUAUUUUGGGGACCUGCCACUGGUGUAUCAGAUGCAUUUCAUCAAAAGGAUUGUUAUUCACACCUGCAUUAUAUUUCUUAGCUUUAAGUGAGCUGUAACUUACUAUGUUAAAUACUGUGUUUAUCUGUAAAGAAAUCAAGCAAAGCUGUUGCAGCCUGAGUAGGAGACUGGCUGUUGGUACCUACUUCCAGUAGAUAGGCUGUAGACACAACCAGUAGGUAGGCUGCAGGCACAAACAUUUCAAAACUUUAAGAGGAAUUCUAUGCACGUCUGCACUGUUUUGUUAUUUCACUCAGCUCCUAAUCAUAUAUGUCCUGUUACACGUUUCUUUAGGGUCACCUCUGAUUUUCUACAGAUAGAAACCAAAAAGCAACCCUGCUUUGCACUAUUGGACAGACAGAUUUUCAGUUAAACCAGGUUUUAAAACUCAGAGUUAAUUAUGAGUACUUAAAUAGCUCUGAAGACUUACUAGAACUGGUUAAACUUACCAGUUUGUAAGUGCUCUGCUCCCUUUCCAGUAGAUGGUAUUUUCGUCCAUCUCAUUUUGUGCCUGGACAAGUCCUUCCCGCAUGCCUGUUGGCUGCUGUUUGUUCUCAUUACCACAUGUGUUCCUGAUUUAUAUACAGAUCAGCUUUUCUGUUUUAACCUCUUUGCCCCUUGAAGAAGGAAAUCUCAGGACACGUACUUUUUUAAUGGUCACACCCUUCUUGUUUUAAUUUGUGUGCCAGAGAUACAGAUGGCAAUGUUUAACAACAGGAAAACAUUACAUUGUUUCUUAUCCAGCUAAAUUAAAUGGCUAAGUACCUAAACAUGCCUUCUCACAGACCACUAUGUCCCUCCUUCAGAAGCUUUGGGCAUGUUUUCCCCAACUAAAACCAGAGUUGCUGUUGCAUAAGAAAUAUCUCUCUGAUGUAACAUCAUGAUUGGUGAUGAAUAAUGACCUGUGUCACUCAAACACUUGUUUUGUGUCUUGGGGUAGAAUACUCAUAUUGUGCCAAAUGUUAGUGGAUAUUUUCAUGUUUUCUAUUGCUCUGUGAUAGCUUAAAAUACAUAUAUUUUCAGACUUGCAUGCUCUUACGGUAUUUGAGCUACAUACUGUAAAUGAUGGAGAAAUUACAUAGCGAAUACAUUUUAGGUUGUUAAAUGUUCAGAGUUUAGGUUUUUUUAAAUGUAUGUAUUUAAUAUUUUUGACAGCUAUGUUCAUAAAUGUUUUGAAGUUAUUGUUUCAGGGAAAGUAUCUGUGUUGCACUCAAUAAAAAAAUGCUAAAUAAUAAUGAGUUAUUUUUAAUGUGCGAGAGUUAUUACUUGGCUUCACCUGUACUGUUUACUGUAACUGUGACCAUUCAGACUUCAUGGGAGCUUGAACUUAGAAAUUCAAUUUGGAAAUCUUUUUAUUGUCAUUUAAAUAUCAGGGUCCUUCUAAUCAAAUAUAUCACACUUUCAUCUGAUGUAUUCUGUGUUCCAUGUUGGUGACUUGCAGUGUUUUAGAUGGCAUUCAUGUCCUUGCUCUGAGGAUAGUAUGACUGUGGUACUCGGACCUCUUAAAAGGAAGAAUUAAUUUUACCAAGUUGUUUAGAACUAGUUUGUGUGCUGAAUUUUCUAGUUAACAUAUACAUUUUCAUUAAAAAAAUAAUCAUUCUGCCAAUAGCAUGUUCCCAUUCUAGCUGUCCAUUUGAAAUUGCAAUGUUUCUGCAGCUCAGCCGGUCUACUGCAAAACACUGUUGAACACUGAACAAACUCACAAUGCUUGUUCUUUCUUUGCUAAUUGACUUGGUAUAUAGGUUUUUUGCUAUUAGAUGUGUUUUGCUUAUAGAUAUUUUAUCUCGAAUAAUGACAACUUGUCAGAAUUGUACUCUGUUCCACUCACAAGCAUUCUUUCAGAAGAAGAGGAGAGUAGGGAGGAGGCUGUGUUCAACCAUGAUGAGAAAUGUAGACGGUAGUUUAAGCAUUAGUCUUUCAUCCUUAAUUGUGUUCUGUAAAGGGUAAAAUUUACACCUAGCAACAAUUGCUAGUAUUGAACAAGGGUACUGGUAAUGUGUCUUCUGACUGCCUUUCUCUUUAGCUGGGACGCAAGCCUGUCCCUUGCUUGACAUCAUCCAUAAAAAGUGAAAUGUAACCUAACAGUAUCCAGACAGCAAAGGUGAAUUUCUUUCCACUGGGAUACGAAAGAAAAAAAUACACUUAAACUGUUAUAAAUCAGUAAGAUUUAUGGAUAUUACUGUUUGCCCACUCAUAACAUGAAGAUGGCACAAAAUCUUCAGACAGUUAAGGAUUUCAAAGUCUUAGUUCAUAUAAAAAUGUGAAUUGCUUAUGUAAGAUAUGUUUAACAUCAUAUGCUAAGUGAUUAUUACAUAGAAUAUAUGUCUGUCACUGUCCAACAAAUACUGGAUGUUUCUAUAUAUUGUUAUUCAAAUACUUCAGCACCAGUGAAGGAAUAUAGUUCAUUUUUAAAAAAGUUUAAAACUGUUAAAAUAUAACAAACAUUGAUAUCAAAAUAGUAAAGCACCCUGGGUGUCCUUUCUAUAUAUUCUGUAUAUAAAAAUGAGAACUUGACUAGAGCUGAUCACUUUGUGUUGUGCUUAUGUAUGCAAAUUGUUUAGGCAGAACUGAAAGGUAUUUCAUAGCUGAUGUCAUUGACAACAGAAUUAAGGAAGGUUGUCAACUUCAGAACUAAUAAUGAAAGACUGAAUUGCAAUCCUUUGCCACUGAACUGCUGUAAAUGGGAGUUUAUCACUGCCACUAGUGGACAGAAUCCUAGGCCUGCACUCCUUUAUUAAAUAGUUUAUUU
This is a messenger RNA of Cuculus canorus (common cuckoo), 3439 nucleotides long. RefSeq names its product UBAP1-MVB12-associated (UMA) domain containing 1 (gene UMAD1). The coding region runs from base 150 to 575 and encodes 141 amino acids. Lineage: Eukaryota; Metazoa; Chordata; Aves; Cuculiformes; Cuculidae. The record is from RefSeq and is a predicted model, not a curated record. The transcript has 4 exons.